CCAAAGAGGACGUUGGAGCAAGGCAUCGAAAAGGACCACCGCCACUGGACACUGUUCGGAAGAUAAAUAGCAUCGAAGAGCGACGAGGAACCAGCACUCCGUAGCCAGCCCGUGGGUGUUGGGCAACAGUUUCUUCCCUUGGCGUCCGUCCCGCGCAUCGCAAUGCCGACGCCGGGAGACGCCAGAACCGGUGCGGAGCCGCCGGUCCGGGACCGCGUCGAGGAGACCUUCGAGCUCUUGCAGAGCGCCAAGAAGCUGGAAUCCGAGUCGAACUACUGGCUUGCAACAGAGAACUUUGUGAAAGCCCACGAGCUGCUGACGCUCCUGGCCGGGGAGGAGACCGCGGGGGCCGAACCAUCGGGGGACGCGGAACGAAUCUCGCACCUGUACGCCACCAAGGCAGAGGAAUACAAGAARCAUUCCCGGAAGUGCCUGAUCCGGGCGAUGGAACAAGACCAAAGCGGCGACGACCGGGUUCGGGAAGCCGACACCGAAAAGAAUUUGCUCGGCGACGACGAGGCGCGGGCCCGAAACCACUCGUUCUCGGUGCUCUUCUCGCGCCCGGUGGCUGUUUCUGCUUCUGUUUCUGCUUCUGUUUCGGAAGGGCCGGCGGGAGGGGAUCCUCUGCCGGCCACGAACGACCACGGCGCUUCCGGACCGCUUGGACCMCCGGAACGAGACACCCGUCCCCACAUCGGGGACGAGGGAGACCUGGAGGCGAGACUGAGAGCCCUGAACCAAUCCCUGCCGAGCGGGUACAAGUCGACGGACGAGCGCGUCUCGGACGUCAAAAAGGGCCUCGGCAAGCUGGGUCUGUCCCUGUACGCAGAGGAGCAGCCCUUUUCGAGGUUCGAGGACGAGGUCCCCAAGAGCGAGGACGAGCAGAUCGACGACAUUAUUGCGCAGGCCGAGGACGARGCCGCCUUCGAACGGCGGUCCCGCGGCGGCGAUACCGRCACCGUCCCGGCGUCCGGUGGCGGCAGAGCGGAAAGUUGCGAGCCUUGCGGCGACGAUUGCUCGAGCAGCGAGGACGACGGCGACGGCGAGGAAGACCUCCUGCUGGACGAYGACCAGCUCGCSAUGAAGACGAUCCAGAAAAAAGUCGCGAGCGCCCAGGCGAAGCUGGCCGAGCUGGCGGCGCUCCUGGACCGGGCCCGUUCGAAAAAGGCAAUGGACGAAGCCGACGAAGAAGAGGAGGUCUUCCGGAACGACUUUGACAGCGACGAGGACGASGACGAGGAUUCCUGCCGUGAUGUUCGGCAGCACGACGUUGCGUUUCUGAUGAUGACGGGGAAACGAAAACUGAAAAGUGCGCAGAGGGACAUGCGAAAGGCAAUGGCCGAGUGGGAAGAAAUGUUACUAUUGUAGUGGUCCUGUAGCGUCGGUAUCCCAUAGCUUCGAAAGGAACA
This is a messenger RNA of Pseudo-nitzschia multistriata, 1409 nucleotides long. Lineage: Eukaryota; Bacillariophyta; Bacillariophyceae; Bacillariales; Bacillariaceae. The record is from the annotation of a GenBank genome assembly.